Triticum turgidum subsp. durum (durum wheat) is the source of this 408-nucleotide messenger RNA. NCBI's taxonomy places the organism in Eukaryota, Viridiplantae, Streptophyta, Magnoliopsida, Poales, Poaceae. The record is from the annotation of a GenBank genome assembly.
AUGGCCAGUACAGCAUGCUUCGUGAUUGUAAGUAAGAACGACAUCCCAAUCUAUGAGGCAGAGGUUGGAUCUGCACCCAAAAAAGAAGAUCUGGCUUAUCACCAUCAGUUCAUCCUGCAUGCUGCGUUAGAUGUUGUUCAGGACCUAGCAUGGACCACAAAUGCAAUGUUCCUGAGGUCGGUUGAUAGAUUUAAUGACCUUGUGGUGUCUGUUUAUGUAACCGCUGGUCAUACUAGAUUCAUGUUGCUUCACGAUUCACGCAGCGAGGAUGGAAUAAAAAGCUUUUUUCAAGAGGUCCAUGAACUUUACAUCAAGAUAUUCCUCAACCCCCUGUAUCUGCCCGGCUCUCGCAUCGCAUCGUCUCAUUUCGACACCAAGGUGAGGGCUCUCGCGAGGAAGUAUCUGUAG